AGUACAUCACAGCAGCACCUCGAAACCCCACACCUUUCCACUACAUUCCAUGACAUAGGAUGCCAGACCGAACCACCACAAAAUAUGUCAGUGGGCAUACAGUCCAGUGCUCCAAAAUGAGAACAGUCGGCACACAGCUAUCCAUGGGUACGCUGAGGGCUUCCAUGAGAAGCAAAGUGUUUACACUGAGACCACUUCAAGCUCCCCAGAAUUCACCCCGAUGUCUUCAACACCAAUAAGACCCCAAGAUUACAGACCUCGCAAGAGACCUCGUCUUGAGUUGGAGGAGGAGGAGGAGGAGGAGGAAGAGGGAGACACCUCAACAGAGUUGCAAGCUGAGCCACAAGACUCAACAUAUAUCCCUGGUGACUCUGUUCUAACGGACGAAUCUGCCAUGUCGUCUGAGCCAGUGUCUACUUAUAAGGAUGAUAAGUACAUUGUUUUUGAAAGUUGCCUAAGGGAGCUUUUUCAAAGCUGUCCUGUAUGCAAGAGGCAGUGUGACGUUCAGCGCCGAAAAAUGGGAACGUAUGUGUCAUUCACACAGCUCUGCCCACACUGCAACUAUUCAAGACAGUGGCAGAGUCAGCCUGUUGUAGGAAGUAACCCCGUCGGCAACCUACACCUGUCAGCGGAAAAGAUAUGCAAGGCCAUGAAUCUUCAGAUUUUCCAGUAUGGCACCUUCAGGAGGCAUGCUAGGAGUUUUCUGGAGCCAGCCAUAAUCCACAAAUGGAAGACGGAUCAGCAACAUCUUUUUCAAAAGUUACAGCAUGGAGGAAAGAUUGGAGUCAGUGGAGAUAUGCAAACUGACUCCCCAGGGCACUCAGCAAAGUAUGGGAGCUACACACUGAUGCACCUAGACAGAAACCGCAUUAUCGACCUUCAGCUUGUUCAGAGCAAUGAAGUAGGUGGUAGUUACCACAUGGAGAAGGAGGGCCUUAAACGCUGCCUGGAUCUACUGGAUUCAAACGGUUUGGUGAUGGACUACAUUGUCACCGACCGUCAUCCACAGAUCCAGAAGUAUCUGAGGGAGCGCAGCAUCACCCACUUCUAUGAUGUGUGGCACUUUGAGAAAGGUUUGUCAAAGAAACUUGACAAAGUUGCGCAAAACAAGGACUGCGGGGUGUUGAAGAAGUGGCUGCGUAGCAUCAAAAGCCAUGUCUACUGGAGUGCAACAUUGUCAACAUCAGGGCCAGAGAAGGUAGCCAAGUGGAUGUCGAUUGUCAACCACAUCCAGAACGUGCACUUGCAUGAAAACCCGGAGUGCCAACAUCCUGAUCGAGUGUCAAGGGAUCCAAGUAAAUGGUUUCAACCAGGGUCAAUGGCGCUCUACAAAGUGGAAAAAAUCCUGGUCAAUAAGAGGGUUGUCAAAGAUGUGGAGAAGCUGAGCCACCACUACCAAACAUCAUCCCUGGAGGCUUUCCACAGUUUGAUACUUCGCUUCACACCCAAGAAUGUGGUUUUCCCUUUCAUGGGCAUGCUUUGCAGGUUGUACCUUGCAGCCAUGCACUACAAUGAAAAUGCAGACUGCGAGCAAGCCACAACAUCUGCAGGACAACCAGUAUUCAAGGUUGUGUUUCCCAAGUCCAGGAAGGGGGAGGUGACUGCGAGGCCAGUAAAAACAGACCCUACAUACAAAUAUGUGGAAGAACUUAUGAGGCUGGUUUUCGAGGAGGUGUUUGAGGACCCAACUCCAUUUGUUGAGGUGCUGAAACUGAUCCCCAUCCCCAAGGAUCUGGCAUCGGAACAUGAGAGACCCUCAAAGGAGGAAGUGGUUGCCCGCCAUCUGUCCCGCUUUGCUCAAGGGACAGUCGGAACCGUACAUACUAGGCACCCGGAUCAAGAAACUGCAGGCGUAUCCGGCGUACAACGCACGACGGGAUUACCACCCUAACAGUCCUUCCCAAGUAGCCCCAGCACCAGUUGACCAAGCCAAGAUAGGCAAGGUGCCUGUAGCGCCUGUAUGGACAGGAUUGGACAAUAGUGAACAUCACUCUUAUUUAUAGUGUAUAUCUGUAUUUUUUUCCUAUUAUGUAUAUUAAGAUUGUUCUAUUUAUAUAAGCGU
Molecule: messenger RNA, 2062 nt
Organism: Perca fluviatilis (European perch)
Lineage: Eukaryota; Metazoa; Chordata; Actinopteri; Perciformes; Percidae
Exons: 10
Coding region: 221-1891 (556 amino acids)
Source: RefSeq, a predicted model, not a curated record